Messenger RNA from Moneuplotes crassus, 782 nucleotides. Lineage: Eukaryota; Ciliophora; Spirotrichea; Euplotida; Euplotidae. The record is from the annotation of a GenBank genome assembly.
GUCCCAUCAAAUCCUUUAUUGAAUUCAAGACCAACUUUGUUAUCUCCUAUGAAGUUCAAGAUAGAAGAUGAUGAAGCUACAGUUAACCUAUUAAUUUCUUACAUUCAAAAAUCAAACUCAAGACGUCAGAAGGAGGCUCAAUUUUUUAAGAAGCAGUACACAAGAGAUGAAAUUUCAAAAUUAGAUAAAAGGAAGCUGACACAGAGCCCUCAGAUGAGUCUAAAUAUGAAAUCUCAGACGCCUCAGAGGCUAAGUAACAAAUUUAAGACCAGAGAAGUAGCCCAGAAUAGCAGAUUACCUGCCCUUCCAAGCUUGAAUAACUCCAAGAGAAAGAUUUCUCGAUCGAAAUCAAAAUCCCCGAAAAAGUCAGGGACAAUGAAGAAAAGAAAGUUCAAGAUUCUGAAGAAAAUUUUGAAGAAGAAUCUGAAGAAGCAGCCUAAAUGCGAGGUUAUGAAGCUGAAGCCUCCAGAGGCUUCUCUGAAAGAAAAGCAAGCUAUUAUAGCUGAUAAGAAAAAGUUAUUUGCAGCUACUCGAAACCAGGAGUAUACUAAGCAUGAAAGAGGAUUCUCUAUGAGUACUGCUCCCUCUCCUAAGCAUAAUUAUAACCUCUACAGUUUUCAGCCGAACUAUCCUAAAUCUAAUUUUUGAGACUCAGUAGCUAAGAUUUUGAAGAGGAAGAACAACCAAAGACUCAUGCAGAUCAGAAAAGACUGGUCUGAGGCUGGUUUCAUGCCUAAGAUAGUCUAAGAUUUAAUAAAUUUGAAUUUUCAACUUUAAAAAUA